Molecule: messenger RNA, 204 nt
Organism: Lindgomyces ingoldianus
Lineage: Eukaryota; Fungi; Ascomycota; Dothideomycetes; Pleosporales; Lindgomycetaceae
Product: ankyrin
Exons: 1
Molecular function (GO): protein binding
Source: RefSeq, a predicted model, not a curated record
ACACCACUUUGCUCAGCGUCAAAUAACGGCCAUCUUGAAGUCGUCAAGCUGCUUCUCAAAAAAGGAGCAGACGUAGCAGGGGCCAAUAAAGUUGGAUGUAAGCCACUCUACCCAGCGUCAAACAACGGCCAUCUAGAAGUCGUCAGGCUGCUUCUCGAGAACGGGGCAGACGUAGCAAGGGCUAAUAAAAAUGGAUGGACGCCA